This is a messenger RNA of Plasmopara halstedii, 2079 nucleotides long. RefSeq names its product choline carnitine o. Gene Ontology annotation, molecular function: carnitine O-acetyltransferase activity. The transcript has a single exon. Gene Ontology annotation, biological process: carnitine metabolic process. Lineage: Eukaryota; Oomycota; Peronosporomycetes; Peronosporales; Peronosporaceae. The record is from RefSeq and is a predicted model, not a curated record. The coding region runs from base 1 to 2079 and encodes 692 amino acids. Gene Ontology annotation, cellular component: mitochondrion.
AUGAAUGACGUAAGGUCGGGAGUCAGCAGCGACGUCUCAAGAAAUCCGUCUACGUGGCAUCCGCCUUCUGAAUCAGACACAACUACCUUUCGCCACCAGACGUCGCUACCCAAGCUGCCAAUUCCCGACUUGGAGGACACAUGUCGACGCUUCUUGGCGUCUGUAGAAGCUCUUCAGACUAUUGAAGAGCAGCACCAGACAAAGCAAAGUGUCGAGAGAUUUUUAGCGACGGAUGGCCCACGGCUGCACCAACAAUUGCUUGACUAUGACAAAGACAAACAUUCGUAUAUUGAAGAUUUUUGGUACGAAGCGUAUCUGAAUCACCGAAGUUCCGUCGUGCUUAAUGUUAAUCCAUUCUUCGUUCUGGAAGACGACCCGACACCUUCACGCAACCACCAGCUUCCGCGUGCCGCGUCACUUGUACUAGGCGCCCUCAAAUUCGUCAACGCAGUACGUCGCGGCACGCUUGAGCCCGAUAUGUGGCGUGGUAAUAUGGCGCUAUGUAUGCAUCAGUACAAACGCCUUUUCGGCUGUGCGCGUGUUCCUUCUGCUGGCGCUGAUAAUGUUGAGGUAGACGAGCUAUCAAAGCACAUCGUCGUAAUCUGUCGCAAUCAGUUUUAUUGGUUUGAUGUUAUCUGGGAGGACGGGGUUACGGCUAUUACGGAGCGAGAAUUACUCGCUAAUCUCCAAGCAAUUCACAAAGAUGCGCUUAAGGCAAAUGAUGUUGACAUUGCUUCCAGUGCAGUGGGCGUGCUCACAACAGAACGGCGCGCAAAGUGGGCUGCUCUGCGUACCAAGCUUCAGGCUCAGAACAAAGACACGCUGGCUGUUAUAGAUCGAGCACUUUUCCUCGUAUGUUUAGACACCACAUCACCUUCUGACGCAGCAGCUUUUGCCGCCACGGCGUUGCACGGAACCUACAAUAUUACCAAGGACGGUGUACAAACGGGCACGUGCAUGAACCGAUGGUAUGACAAGCUGCAAAUCAUCGUGUGUGAAAAUGGCGUGGCUGGCUGCAACUUUGAGCACGCCUUCGUCGAUGGUCACACUGUGCUUCGCUUCGUAUCAGAUAUGUUUACAGACACAAUUAUCCGCUUUGCACAGACAAUCCGUGCCGGCAAUUACGCCUUUUUAGAGGCGUCGUAUCGCGCACCGCACUUAAGUCCGCCUGGCAUGCUAAAAUGCCCGCACGUACAGCCACACAAGCUCGAGUGGGAGCUUGAUCGUGAGCUGCAGGAAGGCAUCAAAUAUGCUGAAGCUCAGCUAACAGAUUUAAUGCUGCAGAAUGAAGUAAAAGUGCUUGAAUUUACGGCGUUUGGCAAAUUAUUCAUCACCCAGCACAAUAUGAGCCCGGACGCGUUUGUGCAGAUGGCUUUUGUGGCCGCAUACUACUUUCAGUACGGCAAUGCGCCGUGUAUUUACGAGCCCGUAUUGACCAAGCGCUUCUUGCACGGACGUACGGAAGCUGCACGUGCUAUGACGAUCGACGCAUUAAAAUUCGUCGAGACAUUCUUUUCAGAAAAGACACCGCUUGAAAAGAUAAGUUCGCUGCGUAAAGCAAUCCUUGCACAUGUUGCCAAUGUACGGGACUGUGCUGCUGGCAAAGGCCCAGAACGCCACCUCUACGCUCUCGAAUGUCUCUGGCAGCAUGAGAAAGCAAUUGACAGCAGUAUACCCACUCCAGCAUUGUUUGCAGAUGAUGCGUGGCGUAAGCUUAAUCACUCGGUGCUGUCAACAAGUAACUGUGGCAAUCCAAGUCUGCGGCUAUUUGGCUUCGGUCCUGUCGUGCCUGAUGGUUUUGGUAUCGGUUAUAUCAUCAAAGACGAGAGUAUCCAAUUUUGUGCUUCAUCUCGACAUCGUCAGACUGAGCGCUACCUCAAAAACCUUGAGUUGUAUUUGCUUAGGGUGCAAGACCUUCUGAUGCACGAAGAAGAAAUUCUAUUUCCUCAUAGCACCGCCGCAAAGAAAACAAGUGCCCAGGCAACGUUUAAAGGCUACGGCUUCUUUGACGACGGCGUUCAGCCUACUGAAACCAAGGCGCUCGCAUCUAUCAGUGCUGUUGGCAAACCGAUCCUGUAG